AUGGCUCCCUCUGCAACGACCACGCAGACCCUCAAAGCGUCAGAACUGCCGAAGCCGGCCAGCAGCUUUGGCCAGUACAAAGUUAUUGCGUCGUACACCUUGUCCGAAGAGAAGGAGCUCGGCGAGAAUGGCGCGACCUACCCUCACUACCUCCCGACGUGGAGCCCAGAGCAGAAAUACCCUCCAUUGCAGCCCUUCGAGCACGUCGAGCAUGGCAAGGACGCCGACACUUCCUACCCGGAUCUUUUGCCGGCCGGCACCAAGACGACCGAUCUGACGCCCACAAUCGGCACCGAGGUCCACGGCAUCCAGGUCAGCAGCCUGUCCAAGGCGGGCAAGGACCAGCUGGCGCGCUUCGUCGCGGAGCGCAAGGUGGUUGCUUUCCGGGACCAGGACUUUGCCGACCUGCCCAUCCAAGAUGCGCUCGAUUUCGGCGCAUACUACGGCAGGCAUCACAUUCACCCCAGCUCGGGAUCGCCCAAGGACUACCCAGAGAUCCACCUCGUCCACCGGGGCGCCGACGACAAGACCCACGAGACCUUCUUUGAGACCCGCACCAGCUCGGUCGCCUGGCACAGCGACGUGAGCUACGAGGCGCAGCCGCCCGGGACGACGCUCCUCUACAUCCUGGACCGUCCAGAGACUGGCGGCGACACACUCUUCGUCAAUGCCGUCGAGGCGUACAACCGUCUCAGCCCCUUGUUCCGAGAGCGCCUGCACGGGCUCAAGGCCGUGCACUCGGGCGUCGAGCAAGCCGCUGCGGCGAGGGCUCGCGGGUCCAUUGUACGCCGCGAGCCUGUGUCGCACGAACACCCGAUUAUUCGCACGCACCCAGCGACCGGCGAGAAGGCAAUAUACGUGAACCCGCAGUUCACGCGAUACAUUGUGGGCCUCAAGAAGGAAGAGUCGGACGCGCUGCUCAAGUUCCUGUACGACCACCUCGCGUACGGCGCAGACUUCCAGGCGCGGGUCAAGUGGCAGCCGGGAACCCUGGUUCUGUGGGACAACCGCGUGACACAGCACUCGGCACUGGUUGAUUGGACAUCAGGGCAGCGCAGGCAUCUUGCGCGGAUCACGCCGCAGGCGGAACGCCCAUUUGAGACGCCAUUUGAGGGUUGA
Molecule: messenger RNA, 1119 nt
Organism: Microdochium trichocladiopsis
Lineage: Eukaryota; Fungi; Ascomycota; Sordariomycetes; Xylariales; Microdochiaceae
Product: TfdA family taurine catabolism dioxygenase TauD
Exons: 3
Coding region: 1-1119 (372 amino acids)
Cellular component (GO): cytoplasm
Molecular function (GO): 2-oxoglutarate-dependent dioxygenase activity
Source: RefSeq, a predicted model, not a curated record